AUGAAGCUAUGGGAGAGAGUGAUAGAGAUGAGGCUUAGAAGGGUUACAAAGGUAGCAGAGAACCAAUUCGGUUUUAUGCCAGGUAGGUCGACAAUGGAGGCUAUUCACAUCACCAGAAGCCUUAUGGAGAAGUAUAGGGAAAGACAAAAAGCGCUACACUGUGCCUUCCUAGAUUUGGAAAAGGCAUACGAUAGUAUACCACGACAGCUGAUUUGGAGGACGCUACAAGCGAAAGGGGUUACCGGGAGAUACAUGAGGGUUAUUAAGGAUAUGUACGAUAGGGCGAGGACCGGUGUUCGAACCCCUGUGGGGAACACGGAACUUUUCUCGGUAGAUAUGGGCCUACACCAAGCGAGAUCGACGGAGGAACUAAACCAGAGGCUAGAGAAAUGGAGAGAAGCCCUUGAAGACCAUGGUUUGUGUGUGAGCCGAGAAAAGACAGAAUACCUUAGAUGUGACUUCGAUAACCAGGAUAUAAGACAAAAUGGGGAUGAGGUUAUUAGCAAUGGGGGCCACAUAUUGCGUCCGAAGGAGUCUUUUAGAUACCUGGGAUCAGUGAUACACAAAUCGGGGGGGAUAGACGAAGACGUGACACAUCAAAUCCAAGUCGGAUGGAUGAAGUGGAGAGCAGCUACUAUAGUCAUGUGUGACAAGAGGAUCCCGCUAAAGCUGAAAGGGAAUUUUUAUAGAGUGGCUAUUAGACCGACUAUGCUAUACGGGUCAGAAUGUUGGGGGAUGACAAAAGCCCAAGCGGCUCGAGUAGAGGUGGCUGAGAUGAGGAUGUUAAGGUGGACUUAUGGGAAGACCUUAGCAGACAGGAUCCCGACGGGAGUUUUUAGAGCAGAACUUGAAGUAGGGACCAUCAUUAACAAGCUAAGGGAAGAGCGUUUGAGAUGGUUUGGUCAUGUUAGGAGUAGGGAUGAAACUGCACCACUAAGGAGAGCGGAGUCUAUUCAUGUGGACGGCAUACGAAGAAGGGGACGACCAAAGAUGAUGUGGGAGGAUCGAUUAGCGAAGGAUCUAAUAGAACUUGGCCUGUCGGAGGACAUGACGUCGGAUAAGACGACAUGGAGAACUAGGAUUAGAGUAGAAUAUUAG
Erigeron canadensis is the source of this 1098-nucleotide messenger RNA. RefSeq lists its product as uncharacterized. The transcript is spliced from 2 exons. NCBI's taxonomy places the organism in Eukaryota, Viridiplantae, Streptophyta, Magnoliopsida, Asterales, Asteraceae. The coding region runs from base 1 to 1098 and encodes 365 amino acids. The record is from RefSeq and is a predicted model, not a curated record.